Messenger RNA from Aspergillus wentii DTO 134E9, 1461 nucleotides. RefSeq lists its product as uncharacterized. NCBI's taxonomy places the organism in Eukaryota, Fungi, Ascomycota, Eurotiomycetes, Eurotiales, Aspergillaceae. Gene Ontology annotation, molecular function: transmembrane transporter activity. Bases 1 to 1461 code for a protein of 486 amino acids. Gene Ontology annotation, cellular component: membrane. The transcript is spliced from 5 exons. The record is from RefSeq and is a predicted model, not a curated record. Gene Ontology annotation, biological process: transmembrane transport.
AUGGACUCAGACAUCAAACCCGAGACAGAAAACUCCCACAUCGAAGAUAGCGACGGCAAAGAACCACAAGUCCUAGACCCGAGGGAUGAACGACGUGUUAUUCGAAAAUGUGAUUCCCAUGUGGUCCCCGUCUUGAUGGUCCUCUAUCUAUUGGCAUUCCUCGAUCGAAUCAACAUCGGCAAUGCUCGCUUGCAGGGGUUAGAGGGAGACUUGAACAUGGACGGAAGUGACUACAACAUUGCCUUGUUUAUCUUUUUCAUUCCGUAUAUAUUGUUCGAAGUACCGUGCAAUAUGAUCAUGAAGAGGAUAGCUCCGUCUACGUGGAUCAGUUCGAUUAUGGUGUUGUGGGGCAUUGUGACUGUCUGCCAGGGAUUUGUCCAGAAUCGGGGAGGACUCAUCGCAUGCCGCUUCUUGAUUGGAGUGUUUGAGGCUGGAUUUCUACCUGGCUGCGUGUAUUUGAUAUCCAUGUAUUACAAACGAUAUGAACUGCAGUGGCGACUCAACCUCUUCUUCAGCGCCAGUAUUCUGUCUGGUGCUGUUAGCGGACUACUCGCCUACGGGCUAUCCUACAUGGAUGGAAUCCGGGGAUACUCAUCCUGGCGAUGGAUUUUCAUUCUCGAGGGUAUUGCAACGGUCGUUAUUGCCGCAAUUGCCAAGUUGUUCAUCGUGGAUUGGCCAGAGACAGCACGCUUCCUGAGUGAAGCAGAUCGUGAAAUCCUUCUUGUACGACUCAAGACUGAUCAACAGCGGUAUCGGAUGGAUCGAUUGAACAAGACUGCUGUGAGACAUAUUCUGGGUGAUGGGAAGAUCUAUCUUGGCACAUUAAUGUACCUGGGCGUGUUGAACACCGGCUACGCCGCAUCUUUCUUCAUGCCAUCCAUCCUCAAAGACAUGGGCUGGACAUCGCUGAUGGCGCAAGUCAUGAGUGUCCCCAUCUACAUCGCGGCAGCCGUGAUGACCCUCCUCAGCGCCCUGCUCAGCGAUUAUCUCAGACACCGAUUCGCAUUCGCCCUAUCUGGCUGUCUAGUCGCCACGAUAGGCUAUGCCAUUCUCCUCGGCCAGCAGUCAGUUCCAACCGGCGCAAAAUACUUCGCCCUAUACGCCAUCACGGGAGGCGGCUACGUCGCGCAGCCCAUUCUAAUCGGCUGGCUCAGCAAUAACCUAAGCGGGCAUUAUAAACAGGCCAUCGCGUCUGCGUUUCAAAUCGGGUUUGGGAAUUAUGGUGGUCUGGUGGCGAGCAAUAUCUUUCUCUCGUCGGAAGCGCCUUUGUAUAGGACUGGGUAUGGGACUAGUCUUGGGCUGAUCUGGGUGUGUGGGUUUUCUUGUAUAGCUUUCUUUUUCAUGAUGCGCAGGGAGAAUCGUCUACGAGAUCAGGGAAAGCGUGAUCAUUUGCUGGUACUGGAUCAGGAGGAAGUGGAUAAUCUGGGAGAUGGGCAUCCGCACUUUCGCUUCAGUUUUUAG